CGCGAGUGGUUGAUAAUAUUUUGUAUGUAAACUUGUGAUUUGAUUUAUAAAAAGUUUUUGUAGUUACACGAAAUGAAAAUGUACGUCGUAAGGACUUUUAUGCUGUUGAUGACAGUUUUAUUGUCAGCUGUUCUGGUGUCAUCAGGACCUAUCUCUUCGGAUGCUCAGGCUAUUAUGUACCUCGCACAAUUUGGCUAUCUGAGCCCUUCGGUUCGCAACCCUUCUAGCGGAGGGUUGAUAGAUGCCUCCACGUGGACAAGCGCAAUUUCAGAGUUCCAGAGCUUCGCCGGCAUCAACGCUACAGGUGAACUGGAUGAACAAACAAUGGAACUCAUGAGUCUACCCAGAUGUGGAGUCAAAGAUAAAGUUGGUUUUGGCAGCGAUUCGCGAUCGAAGAGAUACGCUCUACAAGGAAGUAGAUGGCGAGUGAAAGAUCUAUCGUACAAGAUAAGCAAAUACCCCAGAAAACUGGACCGGGCUCAAGUCGACGCCGAGAUCGCACGAGCUUUCGCCGUAUGGAGUCAACACACCGAUCUGACAUUUACGCCGCGAUCAGGACAAGUGCAUAUUGAAAUCAGAUUCGAGAAAGGAGAACACGGCGACGGUGAUCCUUUUGAUGGGCCAGGAGGCACUUUGGCACAUGCUUAUUUCCCAGUGUACGGUGGAGAUGCACAUUUCGACGAUGCAGAGAAGUGGAGCAUUAAAAGUUUUACCGGGACCAACUUGUUUCAAGUGGCCGCACAUGAAUUUGGUCAUUCGCUCGGUCUGAGUCACUCCGAUGUGAGAAGUGCCCUGAUGGCCCCAUUCUAUCGCGGAUAUGAACCAUCGUUUGAACUGGACAGCGAUGAUAUUAUGGGAAUUCAAGCUCUUUAUGGAAAGAAAUCGAAACUGGCACCAAAACGUCCAGCAGCUGCAGCACCUACAACAUUGCGACCAACCGACAAGAAAAAUUCAGUACUUUGUACAGAUCCUAAAAUUGACGCAUUGUUCAAUUCUGCAAGUGGUGAUACUUUUGUUUUCAAGGGAGAAAAUUAUUGGAAAUUGACCGAGGACGGUGUCGAAGUGGGUUAUCCUAAAAGGAUAUCCGACACUUGGCGUGGCCUACCGGGUCAUAUAGACGCUGCGUUUACCUACAAAAACGGCAAAACAUACUUCUUCAAAGGAACUCAGUAUUGGAGAUAUGCGGAUAAACGGAUGGAUGGCGCUUAUCCCAAAGAAAUAUCAGAUGGAUUUACUGGCAUUCCAGAUAAUGUCGAUGCCGCAUUAGUCUGGAGCGGUAACGGCAAGAUUUACUUCUACAAAGGAACGAAGUUCUGGAGAUUCGAUCCUACGCAAAGGCCACCGGUAAAGGCAACUUAUCCUAAACCAAUUGCUAAUUGGGAAGGUGUACCAGAUAAUUUAGAUGCCGCUCUUCAAUAUACGAAUGGAUACACAUACUUCUUCAAAAAUGGUCAAUAUUAUAGAUUUAAUGACAGGACAUUCUCCGUGGAUGCCGCAGACCCAGCAUUCCCAAGAAAUGCUGGUCAUUGGUGGUUUGGCUGCAAAACGACGGGAGCGUUAGGUAACUUAGAAAAUGAAGUAGAUGGAGUUGAGCAAAGUCAGCCUGGAGGUUUGCAUUUGGAGUCAAAUAGUGACACUAUUCUAGAUGCGGAAACCAACCUACAUUCCGUAAAUAGUCGACACUAGCGCUUCACAAAUCU
Messenger RNA from Ctenocephalides felis (cat flea), 1700 nucleotides. Its product is annotated as matrix metalloproteinase-14-like. Gene Ontology annotation, cellular component: extracellular matrix. Bases 73 to 1686 code for a protein of 537 amino acids. Lineage: Eukaryota; Metazoa; Arthropoda; Insecta; Siphonaptera; Pulicidae. Gene Ontology annotation, molecular function: zinc ion binding; metalloendopeptidase activity. Gene Ontology annotation, biological process: collagen catabolic process; proteolysis; extracellular matrix organization. The record is from RefSeq and is a predicted model, not a curated record. The transcript has 10 exons.